GUACGCAUGUACAUAAGAUUCCUUGCAAUCAGUUUAAGUUAUUAUUGACCAUGACAAGAUCGUUAAAGAUUGCUCUCACAAUAAUUCUAAUUUAUUGCUACAGAACAAAUUGUCAGACUGUUGAGGGUAUCCUGGACUUGUAUUGUCCCUGUACACAGAGAUCUCAAUGCUCGGAGAUAUUUGGAGAUGACGGGGGCCCAUCGGAAUACACUUCUAUACUCAGGGCUCUUCCUGUCUGUCCGCAAUACAGGGUUCGAUGUUGUUCGAAGGACUCAAUGUUUCAUGCGAUAAUGCUGAUCCUAGCCGCAGAUAGAGCCAGGUCGGGACGGUUUGACUCAAGGGUAGAGGAAGGAAGGCAUCUGCUUCUACCACCACCUGGAGCUCAGGAACAGAAAGUAAAUGAAGUGAAGUGUGUUCCGGUGAGCUCCUGUCCACAAGAAGAUAUCUACGGGACGAAUCCUUCUCAUUUUGUUAAAUAUGGUUUCAUCAGUCCUUCUCAGAGGAAAUGUUUUACGAGUUCCGGAAAUGUACUGUGUGUUGUGAAAGGAAAUUUUGGAACUGAACCCGCCUCAGCUCAAACUACAGAAGCUACUGUACCAUUAAUCCAAGGAGGAAACCUGGUUAAGUGUGUACCUGCCAGCUCAUGUCCCUUGGAUGAUAUCUACGGGACGGAUCCUUCUCAUUUCAUCAAGUAUGGUUUCAUAAGUCCUUCAGAGGCAAAAUGCUUUGCAAGCUCCGGAAAUGUUCUGUGUAUUGUUAGAAGCACCUCGGAGCAAACUACUCAAACUCCAUCAGCUCCUGUUACAUUCAUCCCGGUUCCUUUUCCAACCCGUCCUCCAUCAACUAGUCCUACUUCUCCUGUUAUUCGUCCGCCAACACCCUCUCCUGUAAUUCGUCCUCCCACCUCUGUGCCGGUCAUUCGUCCCCCAACCCUUCCUCCAUUUUUCCGUCCUCCUGCCCCUCAACCAACUACACAAGCUUCACCCCCUGGUUCUAGCUUCAUCCUUCCAUGUCUUCCCUUCUCCUCUUGCUCUGAAAUAUUUGGAACCAAAGAAUCCCAUUUUUCUGAUUUUGGAGUUCAGCCACCCUGUUCCAAACCUAACCUGGUUCGAUGCAUCUCUUACCGUCCCGUUCUAUCAGAUAUUGUGGAUGCAUCACUUACUACUCCCUCACCAUCUCCUACUCGUCCGACGCCUACUACUACACGUCCUACUGAAGCACCAACUCGUCCUGCUCCACCUGCAAAUUAUGUAGAACUGCCAUGUGUUCCAUCAUCUCAAUGUGCCGAAGUAUUUGGAACUCAAGGGAUACAUUUUAUCCUUUAUGGAUUUCAAGCUCCCUGUCCAUCUGUAUCGUCAGUAAGGUGCAUUCGUUCAAAUAUUCAAACCACACCCACUCCUUCUCCGACACGUCCUACUUUGGCUCCUACACGUCCUACUCCAGGUCCUACCCGCCCUACUCCAGGUCCUACCCGUCCUACUCCAGGUCCUACCCGUCCUACUCCAGCCCCUAUACACCCUACUCCAACUACUACCCUCCCUACUCCAGCCCCUACCCGUCCUACUCCAGCUCCAACCCGUCCUACUCCAGCUCCAACCCGUCCUACUCCAGCUCCAACCCGUCCUACUCUAACCUCAACACAUCCCCCACAUACAAAUCACAUUGAACUACCAUGUCUUCCAAUCUCUUUAUGUCAAGAGAUAUUCGGUACUAAAUCUAUUCAUUUCGAAAAGUUCGGAGUUCAAUCUACCUGCUCUUCUACUUCCUAUGUUAGAUGUGUUCGUCCGGUUACCCAAACCACACCUCGUCCUGUCCAUUGUAUAACUCGUCCUCCACAAGGUUUAGUUAGUCCAUCGGUUCAGAUAAUAGGUCCUCAGCCUAUAUACGUCACAUAUAACAACAUCAAGGGACCUACUGUUGGUGGAGCAGGAUCUACAGAUCUUCAACCUGGAUCAGUCGAGAGUUUUGGAGUUAAUCCGUCCCAGGAGAAUCAAAUAAACCUUCUCCUACAAUCACUAAGAUCUCGACUACAACAACUAAUAGUUGGAAAUUCUAAAUUUUGAUGUGAAUAUGUUAAAUUUUUUUGACCUAAAUUGUGAACGACUAGUUAUUAAAUAUAUUAUAUUAUUGUAAA
This is a messenger RNA of Eurytemora carolleeae, 2134 nucleotides long. Its product is annotated as DNA-directed RNA polymerase II subunit RPB1. The coding region runs from base 51 to 2063 and encodes 670 amino acids. The record is from RefSeq and is a predicted model, not a curated record. The transcript has 7 exons. Lineage: Eukaryota; Metazoa; Arthropoda; Copepoda; Calanoida; Temoridae.